AUGGCACCCAACGCCCCGCAACCGCUCCCCGUCAUCCUACAAACGGAAGAUGUGAUGCCUACAUGUGCGCGUCAUAUUGCUGAGCACCGCAGUCUUACGGAAAAGAUCAUUGGCUCGGUGGUGCUAUCAACAGCUACUUUCGAAAGUGUUGUGCUCCCGCUGGAGGAGUUAGAAAAUGCGCAGAGUGGUGAGAAGGCCAUUAUUGACGCUCUAAAAUAUUGCGCAGCCAGUCUUACCUGUCAAACGGCUGCGGAGGCCGCCCAGGAUGUUUUUCGCGCCUAUUAUUCGUCAGCUAUGCGACGGGAAAUGUAUAUUCUGUUACAAGCUGUCAAUGACCGGAAAGAGUGCCUCGAUCCAGAGUCUCAGAAGCUUCUUGACCACAGACUUCGGGAUUACGCAGAGAAUGGCUUUGACAAGCUCAACGACGCAGAAAUCCAGCACCGCCAGAAGCGAAGCAACCGCAUUGAGAAGCUAUGUACUGAAUAUUGCCGCAACGUGCGGACAGAGCGGGGAGGAGAGUGGUUCACGCCGCAGGAGGUGUACGGUCUCCCGGAACGCGACCAGGAGCCGGUGGGCGAUGACGGCAAGGCAUUUUACAGCUACGCAAACAAACAGUUUGACGUGAUGAGCCGCGCCCGUGAUCCAAAGACGCACCGCCAAAUGGCCGAGGGUGCAGGCUAUAGCUGUGCCAAGAACGUGCCUAUCUUCCGGGAAGUCAUGCUACUAAGAGACGAGAACGCCCGUCAGCUGGGCGCCGCCAACCACGCUUCCACCAAGCUACCGUAUCGGCUGGCUGAAUCACUGGAGUGGCUGGACCAUUUUCUCAACGAUGUGGCCAACACCUUGAUUCCAGCUGCGCGUGCUGAGCAUAACAAUGUUGCGGCGGAGCGGAGACGCAGUUUGAAAGAAGAGCCGGGCGAGGAAGUCCCGGAGGAUGACAACACUAUGCCGCCCUGGGAUUACCUUUACUACAGCACGAAGCGAGACGACAAGGUCCUGCCCAUCGACCACGCAGCCAUUGCCGAGUACUUUCCUCUGCACCACACGUUCACCGCUAUGCUCGCGCUCUUUGCCGACUACCUGCAAUUGUGCUUUGACCCAAUCGCACCCAGAGAAUUGGCAACUGUUGCGUGGCACCAAGACGUUCAGGGCUGGGCCGUAUGGGACGAACGUCAGGAGCAUAAAGAUGAGUUUAUUGGCUACCUUUUUGCCGACUUGCUGGAACGCCCUCACAAAUAUAGAGGUAAUCAGAGUGUAAAUCUUCAACCUGGUUACGUUAGACCAGAUGGCACCCGAGUGUAUCCGUCAAACACGCUCAUGUGUAAUUUUCAUCUGUCGCCGACCAAGGCCUAUCCAUUAAGCCACAUGAACUUGAUCACCAUGUUCCAUGAACUCGGACACAGUAUACAUGAUAUUAUAUCUCGCACGCGAUACGCCCGAUUCCACGGAUACAAUGUCCCUCGCGAGCUAGCCGAGGGCAAUGGUAUGAUGCUGGAACAAUGGUGCUGGUUGCCAGAUGUGCUUCGACAGCUCAGCUGGCACUACACUCGUGUUGAUCAGUCCUUCAAGGAGGUGUGGCACAAGGAGCACCCUGGUGAGGACCUACCACCGGAACGCAUCCCGGAGUCCCACAUAGCACAGCGUAUUGCACGAAGACCCGGCAAUAUUCGAUCAAACACCUUGGGCCUUCUAGUGCUCGUCCUCUUUGACCUCAUGGUGCAUAGCCCACCCAGUCGUGAAGCCCCUGAGAAGCUCGACUUUGCGGCCGCGUUCAAUGCAUAUUCUCUGAGAAUCAAGUCACGAGGUCUACCAAAGAAUGCUUUACCACACACCGCUGUGACUACACUCUUUGACGGCUAUGAUGCCGGGUUCUAUGCAUACACGUGUGCCCAAGUUUUGGCCCUAGACUUUUUUGCGACCACGUUUGCUGCCGAUCCGUUGUCACGCGCUGCCUGGCAGAAAUUCCGUGAGGGCAUCAUGGAACCGGGUGGCAGCCGCGAUGAGCGUACUCUGGUGAAAGAGUUUCUGGGCGGCAGGUCCAUGGAUGCAUCGGCACUGUAUUCUUUGCUUGGACUGAAAAAGUAG
Sporothrix schenckii 1099-18 is the source of this 2085-nucleotide messenger RNA. Its product is annotated as metallopeptidase MepB. Gene Ontology annotation, biological process: peptide metabolic process; proteolysis. The coding region runs from base 1 to 2085 and encodes 694 amino acids. The transcript is spliced from 5 exons. Lineage: Eukaryota; Fungi; Ascomycota; Sordariomycetes; Ophiostomatales; Ophiostomataceae. The record is from RefSeq and is a predicted model, not a curated record. Gene Ontology annotation, molecular function: metalloendopeptidase activity. Gene Ontology annotation, cellular component: mitochondrial intermembrane space.